This is a messenger RNA of Trypanosoma theileri, 1617 nucleotides long. RefSeq lists its product as uncharacterized. The transcript has a single exon. NCBI's taxonomy places the organism in Eukaryota, Euglenozoa, Kinetoplastea, Trypanosomatida, Trypanosomatidae. The coding region runs from base 1 to 1617 and encodes 538 amino acids. The record is from RefSeq and is a predicted model, not a curated record.
AUGAAUACUGCAGUAGAGAAGACUCAACAACAAAAACAAAAAAAGGAAGAAUGGGAAAAAGAACAGGAAAAGAAAAAUAAAUUACCUGUUUCUUCGCCCAGUAAACAUCUUCGUUUAAUGGGUGUGGCUAGACUUCUUCAACGUAUUCGCAGUAAUGAUAAGGGAUUACACUCUCUUUGUGUAGAACCCGAAUUGUUAUUACUACCAGACACGAGAGAAGCGUUAUUGCAAAACACAACGAUUCGAAGUGUUAUGUUUGAUAGAUUAUCACCAGAGAUUAUCUCAGAAACUGUAUUUGCAAAGUUUAUGGAAUGUUUAUAUCAUUUACCACUGCGAAGUCUACAGGCGGGCGGUCAAUUGAAAUUGCCGAAUACUUAUUUGGCACAUGUAUUGCAUUUGGUAGAGUAUUCCUGCGGGGUUGGGAAAGGCUGCAGUUGGUCUUCAGAAGAAGAAGAAGAGGCAUCAUCAUCAUCAUCAUCUAAUAAUGAAAAUAAUAAUAAUAAUAAUAAUAAUAAAAAUAAUGAUGAAAAUGAGAAUAAUAAUAAUAAGGAUGAUGAUAAUAAUAAUGCGGCCGAUAUGGAAGCAAGAGAUGUAGAAACAAGUAAAGAAGUACCAGCAGCAGCAGCAGCAGCAGAGAAAAAAGAAGAGAAAAAAGAAGAGAGUGAUAGAAAAGUGAAUGCGGAAUUACAUUUUGUGGAUUUCUCUGGGAAUACCUUCACACUCUCAGAUGCGACACGAGUGGGAAAAAUGUUAUUUCACCCGAAAUGUUCACUACGCCGUGUGAAUUUAUCCGAAUGUCGAUUGGGAAAUAAAGGCGUACAGGCAUUAUUACAAGAGGCAGCGGGCAGUCCACGUCUUCAGAGUGUUAAUAAUAAUAAUAAUAAUAAUAAUAAUAAUAAUAAUAAUGUUAAUAAUACUAAUAAUAAUAAUAAUAAUAAUAAUAAUAAUAAUAAUAAUAAUAAUAAUAAUAAUAAUAAUAGUACUAUUAAUACUACUACUGAUAAUACUGAAGUUGUUAAUAAUGAUGUUUGUAGAGAUGCGACGGUGGUGCCAUUGGAGUUGUUGGUACUGCGUUGGAAUGGCAUCACGGAGGAUAAUAGUCUACAAGGACUUCUUGACAUACUGGAGAAUAAUGAAGAUAAUAAUACUAAUAAUACUAAUGAAGAUAAUAAUAAAGAUAAUACUAAUGUAAAUAAUACUAAUAAUAAUAAUAAAGAUAAUAAUAAUAAUAAUAAUAAUAAAGAUAAUAAAGAUAAUGAGAAGGAUGAUCAAUGUAUAAUGUGUGUGGAUGCCUAUGGGAAUUAUCUCUCCCCUGCCCUCUACAGCCGACUGCGGGACCGCAUGGUGAAGUUGUGGCCGCUUCUCAAAGCCCGUGAAGAGAAACGGCGAAAUGAACAUCAACACCUCUUAAGUGGAAAAGAAGAGGAGGAGAAAAAGAAUAAUAAUAAUAAUAAUAAUAAUAAUAAUAAUAAUAAGAAAAGAAACAACGAAGAGGAGGAAGAAGAGGAAAAGAAUAGAAAAUCGCCAGGGGCUUUGGGGUUUCUUCUCUCAUUGGAUGAUGCCUCAACAGCGUCCUUACCGUCUCUUCGCACACUGGUGUCCAUGAUGACAGUGUAA